AUGGUACCAAGCCCAGUACCCCAACCGGUAUAUGCUGCAUUGAAGAAUGGCACUUUCAUCGAUAACAUCGAUACAUUCGAUCUUGAACAAAUCCAGCCAUUCCUGCCAUCGCUUUUGCUAUCCUCCUUUUCAUCGGCUUGCGUAUUUUCGGAUGAGUCUUUGGAUCAGCUUCGACGUCGUUUACUAGAAUUUCCUCAGUGCAAUUCUUUGUUUCAAAUUUUAAGUGCCGACGUUAUGGCUGUUGAGAAUGAUUUAAAUAAAGCAACAGUGGAAGAUAUUGACAGUAUUCGUAAAAUACCGUUUGAAACCGCACCGCCACAAAUGAAACUCAAAAUUGUUGCAUUUCUACUUGAUCGAAUUGCUAGAAAUAUGGAUAAUGGGACAAAUCUGGAUAUCUUUGAGCAGGAAUCAACAUUAGAAGAAGUCGUGUGCGCAAUGACCGUAUGUGCUUUAUACAUGCCAAAUCGCUUCGAUCCUGCCUUAAUAAUUCAUCCCUUAUUGUCAAUACCUAAUGCCGUAACUGUGAUCACCAUGCUAAUAUGUAAUGUCAGCGACUCAUUGGAAUCCACUGUUGAUUACCUAUUGAGGGUUCAGUUGCUGGAUGAUGAUAAUGUUAUCAGUAAAAAUAGAAACAACUUAUUAUUAAAGCUGCUCUCUAUAGAUCCAUAUCUUGUUGAACGAAGCAUUUCUCAGCUUCUGGAUGCAAACACCUCAAAUGGCAAUAGUUUGGCCCUAAUGUUAAUAUGUGUUUGUUUAAGCAGCGCUCAGUUGAUAAACAAUUUACUUUGCGCAUUGCUAAAUAAGCGUUCCUUGGCUGCCUUUAUACAUCGAUCAUCCGACAAACCAGCUGUGAAACUUCUACGGGAUCGAAUUUCGGAGGCUAUAAGUGCAUUCUCGUCGAGCACGAUCAAUGAUGGUACUGAAGCCACCUUAGCGCAGUUACUGGCAGUUCUUCGUAUUAACGCAGGUAUGCGUUUGAGUUAUGAUGAAACAAAUUCGUGGUUGCUGUUUCUCACUCGAACGGAUUUGGAUGAUGAUCGAUACAUAAUGACAGCAUUAUCUGUCAUCAUUGCUUGUCCACAAUUAAUACCGUUGCAUCUCGGUGAUGAGAAGGAAGUGGAAGCUUCAAUUAUAGCAUUUUUGGAUUGGCUCAAGCAACGAGCUUCAUCCAGUGCUUCUCCAACACUGCAACAGUUCUUCAUUUUGUUAUCAAUUCAUUUACAUGCUGCACAAAGUGAACAACUUGCUGUCCUUAUUUCUAGUGUUCUUGCUUUCAAGGUUACUGUAAAUGUACGAAAUCUUACAACACUGAAGAAUCUAUUCUUGCGACAUGCUAUGACUGAACGUGAUAUAGCAGAGCGGGCUUCGCAAAUGCCCGUCACUCGUUUCCUUAGUUCUCACCACCAGGGAUUUCUUCCAGCCCACUGUAUAACUCAAUUACUUUCAACUAAUUCGUUUUCAAAAUAUUCUGUUCCUAUUCAGGAUUGGAUUGGUGCACAGAUAACAAAUUGUGCGACACCGCUACAUCCAGUGGUAACAGAUUUGCUAAAUGCAUAUGCUGCAAGCUGUUUUGCCGUUGCUGAAUUCACUUCUGCUAAUCGUCCAUUGUCAGAGGACUUCAUAUUGAAUUUAUUUAAUGGCGAAGUUAUGGAUGAAAGCAAGAUGGUACCGCGUUUGCUUACAUUUUUCUUUCUUCUUUGUUACCGAAAAAGCUUUGAGAGCCAUGCUCAGAAGAGAAGUGUUCAAUACUUUUACAGUACCAAAGUCGAAAGAGUCAUACCUGUGCGGUUGCUGCUAAAUGUUGUUGAAACUCGACCGGAGCACUUUCGUGCUAUUCGAUCGCCAUUAGUUUAUUUAUGCGGCCUCUAUUACCCGUAUAUGCUUCCAACUGUCGAUUCAUUACUAUUAUCUGUAGACGAUGAAUUGAAGAAUCCUGAAAUCAAAACUACUGCUCGGAGAGUCCCAUUGUCAACAGGUUUACUAUUGAAAGCUUUCAAUAGAAUUGAUGAAAAUCCUUCAAAUUCUAUGCGUUUUAUACGUUUGCUGCAAAAAAGCACACUGCGCGAACAGGUACAAGCUAUGGACGCUAUUAUACAUGCAAUGGUCAUUGCUCUCAACCCAUGUACACCAGUGGCUUUUGCAAAUGGAGCAGUAGCGAUUUGGAAACGUCUGGAAAAUGUCGUCCCGAGAUCACUUUGCGAAGCUACAGUCUUCGCUUGGUCUGCUGAGGAGUUGAAUCAUGAUAUGUUAGUUGAACAACCGUUGUUUUUGUUUCGAUGCGAUGAACGCCUAUUCGAAAAUGAUAUUCUAUUCCCAUGUUAUUUACGUAUUCUUUCGUUUUAUUUAUCCGCAAGUCGCACAUACUUAUUGCAAAAGCUACAAAUCAAUCAGAUUGGAAGAGAUGAUCAACGCGUAGAACGGGAAGAGCUUGCCCGCUCAUUAAUUGGAGCGCAAGAUUCGGCAGUUGUACAGAUUUUAUUAGAAAUAUGUGGACGUUUCAAGAAUAUCGUUGUCCAUCGCCUUUGCUGCGCACAUAUCCAUCAGAUGUUCAUUGCCGAUCCCGUUCUUUCCAAAUUAGUUCAUUUCCAGGGUUAUCCCUUGCGAUUAAUUCCAUUAGCUGUACGAGAAAUACCAUCAAUGCAUAUUUGCCUGGAGUUUGUGCAUGAAAUCCUAGCAUUGGCGGAUAUUUCGAAACGUAUCUUUGCCAUUGUUCUUAUUGCUGAGCUGGCACAGCAAUACAAAAUAGAAUCAUCAUUUAUUCGUGUGGAACUAUUAUUGGAUGUAUUAACAACGUUAUCACGUGCCUUGACUACCGAUGAAAAUUUACGCCUGUUAUCAAGAGCUGUACCGUCGUUGGGCCGCAUAAUGUCGCUAUUUCCACAAAUAUCAGCUGAUGUUGCACAUCUAUUAAUACGUAUUUCCUCUAUUGCCGCGUCACGCAUGGCAGUUUCAGCAACCAUACUGAAAACUGAAUUAUGUAUGGAGAGACGAUUAAUCAUGCUUGUAAAUAAUAUUCUUUGUGAAACUGUGUCUGAUGUGGCUGCCUUUCCCGUGUAG
Brugia malayi is the source of this 3057-nucleotide messenger RNA. RefSeq lists its product as uncharacterized. The record is from RefSeq and is a predicted model, not a curated record. Gene Ontology annotation, biological process: snRNA 3'-end processing. Bases 1 to 3057 code for a protein of 1018 amino acids. Lineage: Eukaryota; Metazoa; Nematoda; Chromadorea; Rhabditida; Onchocercidae. Gene Ontology annotation, cellular component: integrator complex. The transcript has 16 exons.